AUGCCAGGUUAUGCCAAGUUUAUGAAGGAUCUUAUCACAAAGAAGAAAAUGGUAAGCUUUGAGCCGACUAAUAACUUGCCUCAUUGUAGUGCAAUCGCUACUCGCUUCCUUGUGCAAAAGAAAGAAGACCCAUGCACAUUCACCAUACUAUGUACCAUUGGGGUAUUCAACUUUGCAAAAGCAUUGUACGACUUGGGUGCUAGCAUUAACUUUAUGCCGCUCGCAGUGGUCCUACAAUUAGGCUUGAAAGCCCCCAAAUCGAUGUCAAUGUGGCUCUUGUUGAUAGAUCGUACUGUGAAGAAGCCCGUGGGCAUUAUUUCUGAUGUUACAGUGAAGAUUGAAUCAUUCAUAUUCCCUGCUGACUUCGUCAUUCUUCACUGCGAAGUAAACUUUGAUGUUCCUAUCAUUCUGGGUAUAUCAUUCUUGGCAACCAAACGUGCUUUGGUAGACAUAGAAAUGGGCUAA
Solanum dulcamara is the source of this 465-nucleotide messenger RNA. RefSeq lists its product as uncharacterized. The record is from RefSeq and is a predicted model, not a curated record. The coding region runs from base 1 to 465 and encodes 154 amino acids. The transcript has a single exon. Lineage: Eukaryota; Viridiplantae; Streptophyta; Magnoliopsida; Solanales; Solanaceae.